AUGAUUAUUCCUAUUAGAUGUUUUACUUGUGGAAAGGUAAUUUGAUGUUAAUGGAACAAUUAGGUAGUGGGUCAUUUGUGGAAUGAUUAUGUUCAAUUGCUCUAGGAUGGUGUAACAACUGGAGAGGCUUUGGAUAGAUUGGGUUUAGAGAGAUAUUGUUGCAGAAGAAUGAUUUUAACACAUGUAGAUCUAAUAGACAAAUUGCUAAAUUAUAAUAGUAAUUGUUUUAAGUAAUUAAAUAGUUUACAAAACACUGUGA
Paramecium octaurelia is the source of this 259-nucleotide messenger RNA. Lineage: Eukaryota; Ciliophora; Oligohymenophorea; Peniculida; Parameciidae. The record is from the annotation of a GenBank genome assembly.